Messenger RNA from Macrosiphum euphorbiae (potato aphid), 369 nucleotides. NCBI's taxonomy places the organism in Eukaryota, Metazoa, Arthropoda, Insecta, Hemiptera, Aphididae. The record is from the annotation of a GenBank genome assembly.
AUGUUGUUGGCUGAAGGCCCGCUGUUUGCGUUUUUUGUCUUCUCGACCCGGCUUUGCUGCCCGCCAGUCUCGAAGACACGUUCUGGGUCUUCCCGGCCCGGCUGGUUAGCCCGCCGGCCUCGAGUCUCGUGCCUCGUGAAUUCUCAUCUCAUGUUCUGGAAUUCCCGUCUCCGUUGUUGGUUUUCCAGUUUUCCUUCUGUCUCCGUCCUUGUGUGCUGUCGUCAUCCGGGAUCCGAUUGGAUCGCUGCGUCGCGUGGUGUCUGCAUCUGCAGCCCCUACUUCCUCAGCCACCCUGACGAUGACUGGUCGUCGGUGGGUGUUCUACUCCUGCGCAGCGGGCCCACGAUCCGCUGUCGACAGUUUCGCUGA